UCACAAUUGUCGGUGGCUCUCAGAACAAAGGUAUAUACUUUGUAGCACUUUGUGUAAGAACAAAGAAGAAGAAUAACGCUUAUAAAUAAAUAAUAAUAAAUAAAAUCUCAAUGCUUUGUAGUACUUCAACAACAACUCGCAUCCGAUUCAUUUCAACUACAAAACGUCUUUUAACUGCUCCUCUUUCUUCCUUACUUCGCUUCUUCUCAAUCUCUACUACUCUUCCAAACAAACCUAUAAUACAUAAACCACUUUUUACAACUCUAACCCCUUCUUUGUAUUUCACUUUAAGAAGAACAGAUCACACCAUGGCAUCUGCAUCAAACCCUCAAUCAAUUCAUGAUUUCACUGUUAAGGAUGCUAAGGGUAACGAUGUUAAUCUCGGUGACUACAAAGGAAAGGUCCUUAUCAUUGUCAAUGUUGCCUCACAAUGUGGAUUGACUAACUCAAAUUACACAGAGCUGAGUCAGUUGUAUGAGAAAUACAAAUCAAAAGGUUUGGAAAUUCUGGCAUUCCCUUGUAAUCAAUUUGGGGCACAAGAGCCUGGAUCUGUUGAAGAGAUACAAAACUUUGUGUGUACACGCUUCAAGGCUGAGUUUCCUGUUUUUGACAAGGUUGAUGUGAAUGGUGCCACUGCUGCUCCAAUCUACAAGUAUCUGAAGUCGAGCAAAGGUGGACUCUUUGGGGAUGGUAUCAAAUGGAACUUCUCCAAGUUCCUUGUUGAUAAAAAUGGGAAUGUUGUUGAUCGUUAUGCACCAACGACUUCUCCACUGAGCAUUGAGAAGGACUUGCUGAAGUUGCUUGAUGCAUAAGUUAUGAAUGAUGGGAACAUGGAAUAAAUGUAUAUGAACGAUAAGAAUUUUACUAUUUCCUAUGUUAAUAAAGGAAUGUAUUGCAGAUGUUGGUGCAGUUUCCUCCAUUUCGUUGUAUACUUACCCAAACAGUUGUUUUGUAUCUCGGAUGAUCUUGGUUCAUCUUCAUGAGAUUGUGUACUUGACUUGUUACUUCUGUAUGAAUGUAAAUGAUUACAUAAGCUUCGUUUAGCCAUACACUGA
Messenger RNA from Medicago truncatula (barrel medic), 1055 nucleotides. Its product is annotated as probable phospholipid hydroperoxide glutathione peroxidase. The transcript has 6 exons. Bases 111 to 812 code for a protein of 233 amino acids. Gene Ontology annotation, biological process: response to oxidative stress. Gene Ontology annotation, cellular component: cytosol. NCBI's taxonomy places the organism in Eukaryota, Viridiplantae, Streptophyta, Magnoliopsida, Fabales, Fabaceae. Gene Ontology annotation, molecular function: peroxidase activity. The record is from RefSeq and is a predicted model, not a curated record.